AUGGAUUUAAUCGAUAAUUAGUUUUAGCAUAAAUAUUAAUAGUUGUUGCAGCUUUAAGAAAUUUAUUCAACUCGCAAAGUCUUACCUGAAAGACUUUAAAGAUUGAAGCUCAUUGAUAUCAAUUUUCAAAUCAAAUACAUUCGAUAAAAACAAUAAAAUAGAUUAAAUUAGAUAAUCAAUAAUCCAAAAUCUUCUUAAAAUAAAUCUAAAAAGUAAACAGCAGAGAAAAGUUUUUCUAAUUAAGUCAGUCAUCUCAAUAAUGAUGAUUAAUAAAAUAUUUGUCUGAGUUGUGAAAAAUAUAUUUUUGAAAAAAAAGUAACACUUUUUUGUCAUAAUAAAUUUCAUCAUAACUAUCAUUCAUAUUGUUUAGCAAAUUUAAUGAAAUAGUAACUUGCUAAUUAAUGUAUCACAUUAUAAUGCUUAUGCAAAAGUUCAAUCAAUAAUGGAUAAAUCUCGAGAUAAAAAAUAGUAGAAUUAGAAGUUUAGAUUAAUAGAUUAAUGUUAAAUUAAUUAUAAUAUCUUAAAUCCCAUAAUUAAAACAUUAGAUAGUGUGCUAACAAAGAUUGUGAUUUUUUUUGGAUCUAUAAAUAGCCAUAAAAGUAAAUAAAAUCUCGUUCGAAUUCUCCUGCUAAAACUUACAAAAUUGCAAAUACUAAUUAUUGUCCAGAUUGUAGAUUCUUGUGA
Molecule: messenger RNA, 684 nt
Organism: Paramecium sonneborni
Lineage: Eukaryota; Ciliophora; Oligohymenophorea; Peniculida; Parameciidae
Source: the annotation of a GenBank genome assembly